CAUACUUCAGAAAGCUUAGUAAAUCUGGUUUUUCGCCUUCAGGCUGCUGCAUCACUUUAUCUCCUUAUGCGACAAAGUUUUGAAUCUGGCGCUAAUCUUUCAAAAGUAAAAAUGCAGAUUACCAUGUCACUGAGUACGCUGGUAUCUACAGGAACAAAGUGUGGUGAUUGGAUAAAUGAGGACUGUUUACGAAGAAGUUUAAAAACUGUUCUCAUAUAUGCUGAAACAGAUGCAUCUGUGGAUGCGCAGCUUCGAUCAACUACCUUCUGUGAACAGGUGAAAGAUUUAGUUUUCAAUUUGCACAUGAUUCUUUCUGAUACUGUUAAAAUGAAAGAAUACAAUAAUGAUUUCGAAAUGCUGAUUGAUUUGAUGUAUAGAGUGGCAAAGGGUUAUCAAAAUAAUCCCGAUUUAAGAUUGACUUGGUUGAUAAACAUGGCAAAUAAGCAUGCAGCUAGAGAAAAUGCAGCGGAGGCAGCUGAAUGUAUGUUACAUGCAGCAGCUAUUGCUGCUGAAUAUAUAUCUAUGCGAGAAUAUGAAUCUCAUAUUCCUAAGGGAGCAGCUUCUUUUAUAGAAAUCAGUGAUAAUAUUCUUGAAGAAAGUGCAGUUUCUGACGAUGUGAUAAGUCCGGAUGAGGAAGGUAUUUGUGAAAGUCGACAUUUUACUCUGAGUGGUUUGGUGCAUCUUGUCGAAAAGACUGCAUUAUUUAUGGAAAAAGCUCAGAUGUAUGAAAUGAUGCAUCAGAUUUAUAAGAUAAUUACACCCAUUUUGGAAGAAAAUAGGGAUUACAGACGUUUAGCCCAAAUUCAUACUCGAUUAAGUGAUGCUCUCUCUCGUAUUGAACCAACUGUGCCGCUUAUUGAAGAGAUUACUGAUGCUUGGUAUUCACCAUUACCGAGUGCCGAUAAAAGAUGUUUUGGAACAUAUUUUCGUGUGGGUUUUUACGGGACUCGUUUUGCUGAUAUGGAUGGUAUCGAAUUUAUUUAUAAGGAACCAGCCAUAACGAAAUUAUCAGAAAUAAGUUAUCGUCUCGAUGCUUUUUACACGGAUCGCUUCGGUAAAGGCAAUAUUGAAAUAAUCAAGGACUCAAAUACUGUUGAUCGAAGUCGAUUGGAUAUGACAAAAGCCUAUCUGCAAAUUACCUAUGUGGAACCAUAUCUUGAAAAAUGGGAGCGGCGUCGGAGAUCUACGCAUUUCGAGCGCAAUCAUAAAUUGAAUCGUUUCGUUUACGCGACUCCAUUUACAAAAGAUGGUCGUCCACAUGGUGAUCUUAAAGACCAGUACAAACGACGUACUGUUCUGAUUACGCAGCAUAGUUUUCCAUAUGUGAAAACGAGACUUCGAAUAAUUGAUCGCGAGCAAAUUGUGCUUACCCCUAUUGAAGUUGCUAUAGAAGAUGUUCAAAAGAAAACAAGGGAACUAGCUGCGGCGACAGCACAAGAUCCUCCAGAUGCAAAAAUGUUACAAAUGGUUUUACAAGGAUGUAUCGGCACAACUGUAAAUCAGGGUCCUAUUCAGGUUGCAAAUGUUUUUUUAACCGACAUUACAUUGGAUGAACGAGGAAAACCGAUGGAUAAACUUCAGAAUAAAUUAAGACUCUGCUUCAAAGAUUUUUCAAAGAAGUGUGCCGACGCUUUGCAAAAAAAUAAACAACUAAUUCAAGCAGAUCAACUUGCAUAUCAGAAAAAUUAUAUUGAGUUUACCAAACGAAUGGCACCAAUUGUUGGAGGAAUCGGUUCACGAAAAGGCAAAUCUUUCGAUGUAUCUCCAUUAAAGACUGUAUUUUCUGCCGAUUUAGGUCCUGUUACUUCCGGUUCACCGACACGACCUGCUUUUUGCAAGCACAUGAAAGAUUUAGAAUGGAAAAAGAGCGUCCGACACCCUCCGCUUGUAGAAACGGAACCCGCCCGAAAAACGACCGGUGACGAAGUAAGCUCCAACAUCGCCCUAUGCUUAAUGCAGAAUUUCUAUCCGAAGUACGACGAGUGGUGUAUUGCAGCUCCUUGGACCUUUGCCAUUGCCAACAAUUGUCGGCGAAUUCGUCCGAUUUGUGGUUUACUUGGAUCCAUAGCUCGGAAAUUGCGUAAAGCACUGUGGCUCUUAGGGCGCUUUAAUCACGUCCGCGGAAGAAGGGUUAAUUAUGGUGUCUUUAUGACUCGGAUAGGGCUCAUUGCUUCGCUAAGUCGAAAAUCGAUUUUCAUGGCAGACGCAGAAUUAAGUGUAGAUGAUGAGAGCUUGUUUGAGGCGGAAUUGCUUCGGACGAUUCAAACGGUGGAGCGGAUGAAGCGAUUGCCAGAUUUUUUAUUAGUUCGUCCACUUCAUAUCACUGAUUAUCAGCGCGGUUACUGUCGCCUUCUCUCGCAGUUAACUGAAAUUGGAGAUCUAAGCGAGAGCAAAUUUAAGGAAAGAUUUUUAUCGAUGCGAAAUAUGAUUCCUAAAAGUUAUUAUAUAAUUGUAAUUGAAGAUACAAGGCAUGUUGUAAACAAAAUGAUUGUAGCUUCGGCUACUCUUUCGGUUGAAUUGAAGUUCAUCCAUAGUGCGACAUGUCGUGGCCGCAUCGAAGAUGUUAUUGUCGAUGAAAAAAUGCGUGGCCAAAAUCUUGGCAAAGUUCUUUUGCUAUAUUUAGUGACACUGGCUCGUUUUGUUGGUGUUUAUAAGCUUUCACUUGAAUGUACUGAGAAGUUAAUACCGUUUUAUGGGCAAUUCGGCUUUUCGAAAGAUAAGAAUUUUUACCUUCAACAACGUUUCUAUUAA
Molecule: messenger RNA, 2751 nt
Organism: Dracunculus medinensis (Guinea worm)
Lineage: Eukaryota; Metazoa; Nematoda; Chromadorea; Rhabditida; Dracunculidae
Source: the annotation of a GenBank genome assembly